UUUAGUGUCUAGCGUUGAAGACAUGGCAAGUGAAAUUCUCAGCACAACCGAUUGUGAAACAAUUGUAAAAAACUAUCUAAACCGAAAUGAUUUUGAAGUGAUGUGGUACAACCUUAAACCGUUUUUUAGUGAAGUGAACGGAUUUCUCGGUGAGCAUUUAUUACUGCUAAUCGACGUCAAAAUAAAAGAAAGAACCACCACUUUACGUUUCUUCACCAAAAGGUUCCCGUUCGAGCACCCAAUGCAAAGCCAAUAUCUAAACUCCAUGCAAGGAUGGCAAAGAGAAAUAUAUUUCUUCGAAACGUUCCUUCCAAAUCUCGAAAGGACCCUGCCAGGUUACAGUUUGGACUUUGUACCGCGCUAUUUGCUAGGUAAACCUAACGAUAUUAUCGUUUUUGAAGAUCUGACUUUGAGGAACUUUGACUUGCCGAGAAAGCCCAGUUUAAAUCUUCUAGACAAUCAACACAUCUGCCUGGCCAUCAAAGCUUUGGCCAAGUAUCACGCUGGAAGUUUAGCCUACGAAGAAUAUAAAUCCCGCGAAUUGGGCAAACCGUAUCGAUUAUAUUCCGGUGAAGAGGAACUUAUUAAAGAACCAUUAAUCCGAAAAGAAGAAGGAUUUCUAGGCUAUGAUUGGUUUAAAGCCGGUGUUAGUGGCUUGCGAGCAUUAAUUAAUCGAGUGUAUAAAGGCGAAAAACCUUUAGAAGAAGUCAAUGCUAAAUUUGAAAUACUGGUGGAAAAAGCAUUGCAGUUAAUGUUUCCUCAUAGUAAUUUCAGAAAUGUGCUGGCUCACGGCGAUCUGUGGGCCAAAAAUAUCAUGUACCAAUACGAAGGAGACAGUUCUGAACCAAUCAACGUCCUGUUAGUCGAUUUCCAGCUUCAAAGGUACAAUGUUCCAAUCCACGACGUGCUCCUAUUUAUAUCCCUAACAACAAACAGAGAAACCAAACAGAAAUAUUUCACGUUUUACCUCAAUUACUAUUAUAAAGAGAUCUGCAACCAGUUACAAUCACUGAACGUAUCGCCCGAAGAAGUUUCCAUGGCUUACGAUGAAUUUCUAGGAUCAGUUACUUUUAUUAUGCCCGAAAUUAAAAUUCAAGGGGCCCUACAAAGACUUCAACAGUGCGGUAAUAAAGAUUUUUAUACAAAACUACUUGGUAAUAAAGAAGAGUUCAUUAAAUUUGUCUUUGGAGAUAAAACUCCUUUUGCCUUGGAGUUAUUUGACACCGAUGAUAAUUUUAGAGGACUAUUAACUGAAGCCGUGGAGGAAGUAAUUGAAAGCUGUUUAUAUCCAGAGAUUUUUCGGGAAGACUGUUACAGGAUAUUAGAAGACACUUUAGGAAAGAGCGCAUACGAACUAAAACAGUACAAAACUGAAACAAUUGACGAGAAAGAAUUUCUGUUUAAGUUAGAAAUUACAGUGGUUAUUGAAAAGAACGAAAAAGAAUUCAAGUUUUUAGUGCAAAAUAAGCCGCUUGGUUUUGCUAAGGUAAUUAAAAAGUUGUAAACAUUGAAUAUUUUGUGUGAGCUAAAUUAAUAAGGAAUAAAUCCAUAUAAAAGCUCAAAGA
Molecule: messenger RNA, 1565 nt
Organism: Sitophilus oryzae (rice weevil)
Lineage: Eukaryota; Metazoa; Arthropoda; Insecta; Coleoptera; Curculionidae
Exons: 1
Coding region: 23-1504 (493 amino acids)
Source: RefSeq, a predicted model, not a curated record